CGCUCCCUUGGAUUGAAGCGCGUUGAUGCUGAUGUCGCAAUCAAACCGCGACAGUUGCCCAGCAACUGUUGCCCAGGGAACUUGUCAAACAAAACAUUCCAGAAAUUGGAAUGUAGAGCCGGGUAGAGGUGACUAGCUAGCUAUUAUUUGCUUCUCAGAAAAAAAGUGCAUAUUCCAGAAAUAUGUCGACCACUAUGUAUCCAACAGAAAGUAUUUACAACCUUAUUCCAAGGGAGGAGGUUAAAAUAGAGAAACCACCAAGGUAUAUGUCAAAGUUUAGGGCACAAGUUAAGCAUGAGAAAAUGCUGAAUAAGCCUACCAACAAGACUAUGGGACCAGUAAAAGUAGACUUGCCCUCUCCAGAGAAAUAUCUGCUCAAGCACUCCAAGGAACCCAAACUUCCUGAAAAGCAACCAUUUUCAUAUUUGGAGGAUGAGACUUUCAAAAAACCACAAAUACCUUCCAAAGCAGACAACCCACUUAUGGGCAUUCACACCAAAAAGGACUUUGUAAAGACAAACGCCUUUGAGAACAUCAUGGCAGUGCCAAAAAAGCCACAGCCUAUCUAUGCUGACACUAAAACUGGAGACAAACAGCUCCUGGAAAAUUCAGGACUACUCCCAAAGUACAUCAAGAAAAAGGACUUUGGGAAGACCCCUGAGUACUUGCAGCAUCGCACUGAGGAGGUGAGGAGGGCUCAGGAUGAGUAUGACAGCUUUGUCAAGGAACACAUGAGACAGGGCACCAUGAAACAGCUCUCUGAGGAUGAGCGAAACAACAUCCUACAGGGCUUGAAGAUUAACUGGGGGGAGCUGCACCAUCAGUACCAGGGACUCUCUGUUGUCACGGACACCACCCCUAAGAAGUACCGCAAGGAGCGUCUGGAGCUGGAGAUGAAGCAGCUGGAGAGGGACAUUGACCUCAUCGAGAGAUACAAGACUAUAUUCAUCGCCAACAACUAACACCUCUUUUCUUUAGUGUCAAAUGGCAAAUACAUUGUAAACAGAUAUUCAGUGAAGAAAAAAACUACUGUCCUAAAUGCUAGAUGUGAAAUUGUCUGGAAAAUAGUCAUAUAACUCUCAUUACCCCUGUCUAUGAUUUCACUUUGUUUUGGAAAUCUAAAUAAACUCUGCACUAUAUUUUAA
Molecule: messenger RNA, 1145 nt
Organism: Oncorhynchus kisutch (coho salmon)
Lineage: Eukaryota; Metazoa; Chordata; Actinopteri; Salmoniformes; Salmonidae
Gene: enkur
Product: enkurin, TRPC channel interacting protein
Exons: 5
Coding region: 183-962 (259 amino acids)
Cellular component (GO): acrosomal vesicle; axonemal microtubule
Molecular function (GO): calmodulin binding
Source: RefSeq, a predicted model, not a curated record